AUGGCCGACUUAAGUACAUUGUUGCAACAGAGGUCACAGAUAGAAAUUACGUUUGACAUUAUAUUUAAAUAUGUUACUAGCUUUAAAGGCGACAAUAUUGCCGGUUUAAAUAUACGCAAACAGAAAUUACUAGAAAUGUUUCAUCGGAUCGAGGAAAUAUAUGUUGAAUUAGAAUUGCUCGAGCCCAAAAAGUACUCAGUAGAAUUCCGCAAAUAUUGUGAGAAACAUUUAGAUUUAUUGACUAGGAUUGACGAAUUAGUCCAAGAUAACACCGUUGAUAACAAACAAGCUAUUGAUAAUAUAAUAAAACCCAAUAAUCCGCAGGUUAAAUUACCUGACAUAGUAUUGCCGAGGUUCAAUGGCGAAUAUAAUUCAUGGGUUGAGUUCAAAGAUAUUUUCAUUUCAUUAAUACAUAACAACAAAAAUUUAACAGAUGUAGAAAAGUUGUAUUAUCUAAAAGGUUCAUUGUCUUCUGGCCCGUCUAAAUUGAUAGCGAAUUUAACCAUGACAAACCAAAACUAUGCCAUAGCUUGGAAUUCAUUGACACAGCAUUAUGAUAAUAAACUUUUCAUUAUUAAUGCACAUUUGUCAUCAUUAUUUAAUUUACCAAAUUUAACUAGAGAUACGUUUGAACAUUUAAAUUCAUUUUUAAAUACUGCUCGACAACAGGUGCUAUCACUAAAAUCAGUCUAUGAUGACGCUAAGUAUUGGGAUUUAGUCUUUAUAUUUUUAUUCACAAAAAAGUUGGACGAUAAAACCUGCUUGGCAUGGAAUUUACAUAGGAAUACAGAUUUGCCUACUUUAGAACAAUUUUUUGAAUUUUUAACAUCACGUAUUUCAGCCUUGGAGGCGACUUUUAGAUCAGAACCUUCUAGUAGUAAAUCAAAAUUUAAUUCAAAACCCGUUAAUUUCAUUAGUAAACAAAAAUCCAAGCGAAUUUGUCCAUUUUGCAAACGAAAUCACCCAUUAUUUAAUUGUGACGCAUUCAAAAAAUUGUCUGUCCAAGAACGCAAGAAAUUUGCAAAUAAAAAUAAUUGUUGUGAGAAAUGUUUGGAUGGUUUUCAUGCCUUAGCAAGUUGCAAGUAUACGGGUUCAUGUAGGGUAUGCAAAUCCGAAUUGCAUAAUACUUUGCUACACAGUGCACAAAGUGAUCAGAUUAGUCACCAAGUAGAUAAGCCUUCUGAUAAGCCACCGACGAUUUUGUUAGCUAAUUGUAAAAAUAACAUUCAAACCUUGUUAUCUACUGCCAUUGUAAGGGUUUAUGAUUCAUUUGGUAGAUCAUUCAAUGUACGGGCAUUAUUAGAUAGCGGUAGUCAAAUAAAUAUUAUUUCGGAGUCACUUGCCGACCGGUUAAAUUGCACUCUAAAUACAGUAUCAAAUUCUUUAAGUGUUUUACAUGGACAUUCGUUAUUUAGUAAUAAAACAGCUACUAUAAAAAUAUUUUCAAAUGCUUCUACGUUUUCUAGAACCUUAGAUUUUGUUGUUUUAAAAUCAAUCACUAGUAAUUUGCCGUCCGCUGAUAUUAAUAUAAACGAUUGGAAUAUUCCCUCACACAUUAAAUUAGCAGAUCCUCAUUUUUAUAUUUCAAGCCCUAUAGAUAUGUUGAUAGGAGCUGAACUCUUCUUCGACAUUCUACAACAGGGUUCUAUUAGGUUAGGAAGUUAUCACCCGAUUUUACGUAACUCCAAGUUUGGAUGGAUUGUUUCGGGCAAUUACAAUAGUGUUGAAAGGUCUAAGGAAUAUGUAGGUUUGAUAACACAUUCUAAUUUUAAAUUAAAUGAGAAUUUAGUUAAAUUCUGGAAUUUGGAAGAAAUACCUGAGACAAAUAUGCGCCUUUAUGGUUUAAAUAAAAUUUGUGAAGAGCAGUUUCUAUCUAGUGUUUCUAGAAUUAAUAAUAGGUUUGAAGUUGCCUUGCCCUUUACACCAGAUUAUCAAGGACAAUUAGGUCAUUCAUAUGGUGUUGCACAUAAGAGAUUUCUUUAUUUAGAAAGGCGUUUUUACAAGAAUCCCAAUUUAUAUAAACUUUAUCGUGAGUUUAUUCAUGAAUAUAUUUCUAUGGGGCACGCCGUUCAAACAGAUAUUCCAAAAUCGGACAUUUUAGAUACCUUUGAUUCUUCCACCAGUCAUAAUCAUUAUUAUAUGCCACAUCAUGCUGUUUUUAAAAAUUCAGAUUCUAAUAAAAUACGCGUUGUUUUUGACGCAUCGACUAAAACUUCGUCGGGAAAGUCUCUUAACGACAUCCUUCUAGCUGGUCCAAAAUUACAGAAGGAUUUAUUUUGCAUUUUGCUAAGAUUCAGAUCGAAGCCUUUUGUUUUCAUAGCUGAUUUAAUUAAAAUGUUUAGACAAAUAAAUAUUAAAAGAGCCGAUCAGGAGUAUCAAAGGAUUCUUUGGAGGGACUCUCCUUCGGAAGAAAUAAGAUGUUACAGGCUUACAACUGUAACUUACGGAACGGCUUCAGCUCCAUAUCUUGCGAUAAGAUGUUUGAAUCAUUUAGCCUUUGAAGAAAAAGCCACAUUCCCGAUUGCUUCACAUGUACUUUUAGAGGACAUUUAUGUCGACGACAUAAUUACUGGUGCUAAUAGUAUAGAACAUUUACAGCGUACUAAAAUUGAAUUAAUUAAGUUAUUAGAAUUAGGCGGUUUUUGCUUACAUAAAUGGGCUUCAAAUAUUCCAAGUUUUUUAAAUGAUAUUCCUUUGCAAUUGAGAGAAUUUAAUAACCCUAUCUUCACUGACGAUAAAAAUUCUAUUAACACCUUAGGCUUAUUAUGGAAUCCAAAACAGGAUCACUUUCUUAUUUCAGUUCCCACUUUUAAAUUUAAUAAUUGUACAAAGCGAGUUAUUUUAUCUGUGAUAUCACAAAUUUUUGAUCCUUUAGGACUGAUCGCACCUGUCGUUAUACAAGGAAAAUUGAUUUUACAAGAACUUUGGAAAGAUAAGAAAGAUUGGGAUGAAAGUGUUUCUGCAAACGUUGAAAAUAAGUGGUUCAAGUUUGCCACAAAGUUAGGGACAUUAUCACACUUAGUUAUUGAUCGUUGCGUUUUUCAUCACAAACGUAUUAUAAGUAUUCAACUUCAUGGUUUUGCUGAUGCGUCUUCAUAUGCUUAUGGAGCAUGCUUUUAUGUUAAAACCACAUAUGAAGAUAAAACUACGAGUGUGAAACUACUGUGUGCGAAAUCAAAAGUUGCACCUUUAAAACCGAUAACUUUAGCGAGGUUGGAAUUGUGUGCUGCAUUAUUAUUGGCUAGGUUGUUCAGAAGGGUGAUUGAUAACAUUGAUAUAAAUUUUGAAAAGGUUUUACUUUGGAGUGACUCGAACAUUGUCUUGUCAUGGAUCGCUGGCGAUCCAAAUAGAUGGCAUAUUUUUGUGAGCAAUAGAGUAGGAGAAAUUACUGACAUUACUCCCGGCACAAUCUGGAGACAUGUGCCUUCUGAUUUCAACCCAGCAGAUCUAAUUUCACGAGGCUUAUCCGCAGAUCAAUUAAAAACUUGUGAGCUAUGGUGGAAUGGCCCAAGUUGGUUGUCUGAGGAUACUGAUAGGUGGCCAAAUGUUGAUCCUUCUUUAGACGCUGUUCUACCCGAACAAAGAGUUCUAUUAGUUAAAGAAAACAGCAGUUCUUUUCUUGAUACUUUCUGUCAGCGAUUCUCUUCGCUAAGGAAAAUGACUAGAGUACUAGCUUACUGCUUAAGAAUGAACCCUUAUAUUAAAAGGUCGAUAGGUCGUGGUGAUCACAAUACGUUAUCGGUCCCAGAAUUAGAUAAUGCGUUGAAGGUAAUUUUAAAAUUGGUUCAGUUAGAAACCUUCACAAAAGUAAUAAAAAAUCUGCAAGAUAGUAAACAUACUCCUAAUCUUAAAUUGAUGGCGGAAUUGAAAUCGCUUCAUCCUUUCUUAGAUAAGUCAGGUUUUUUGAGAGUGGGUGGUAGGAUAGAAAUGCUGAUGUUUCUUAUGAACAAAAGCACCCAAUAA
This is a messenger RNA of Ctenocephalides felis (cat flea), 3963 nucleotides long. RefSeq lists its product as uncharacterized. The record is from RefSeq and is a predicted model, not a curated record. The transcript has a single exon. Bases 1 to 3963 code for a protein of 1320 amino acids. NCBI's taxonomy places the organism in Eukaryota, Metazoa, Arthropoda, Insecta, Siphonaptera, Pulicidae.